Molecule: messenger RNA, 5233 nt
Organism: Pristis pectinata (smalltooth sawfish)
Lineage: Eukaryota; Metazoa; Chordata; Chondrichthyes; Rhinopristiformes; Pristidae
Product: protocadherin-10-like
Exons: 3
Coding region: 1-4911 (1636 amino acids)
Biological process (GO): homophilic cell-cell adhesion
Cellular component (GO): plasma membrane
Molecular function (GO): calcium ion binding
Source: RefSeq, a predicted model, not a curated record
AUGGCGAAUUCGCAGAGAAACAGCGCCUUGAUAUUUAUAAUGCUGAUUUUUAUUCUCCUUGUUUGCACAUUGAAGCAGGGACAGGGUCUCGUUCGCUAUUCUAUUCCAGAGGAAUUGGAAUAUGGUUCUACUGUUGGGAAUAUUGCUGAAAAUUUGGGAAUAAGCGUUCGAGAAUUAUCAGCUCGAAAAUGUCGCCUGGUCUCCGCUGACGGAAGGCAGUAUUUGGAGGUAAAUUUAGAGACUGGCGUCCUAUUUGUUAGCGGUCGAAUAGACAGGGAGCAGAUUUGUGCACAGAGCCCUUCUUGUAAUCUUGCCUUCCAGAUAAUACUGCAAAACCCCCUCGAAAUGUACCGCGGUGAAGUGGAGAUUCUCGAUAUAAAUGAUAAUUCACCCUUUUUCCCAGAGAACGCCAUUGUCUUGGAAAUGGCCGAAUCAAUCGCACCAGGCUCCCGCUUCCCACUAGAGAGCGCCCUCGAUCCAGACGUGGGGACAAACACGGUCAAUAAGUAUAUCAUCAGUCCCAACGAACACUUUGGUUUGAAGGUGCACAUCAGAAAGGGUGCUAUCACAACUGCAGAAUUGUUGUUAGAGAAAUCGUUGGACCGCGAACGACAGACAUCUUUCCAGCUUGUAAUGACUGCUGUUGACGGCGGCAACCCUCCGAGAUCUGGGACAACUCAAAUCAACAUCAGUUUGCUGGACAUCAAUGAUAACACACCUGUGUUCGAGAAUGAAGUAUACACAGCGAGUUUGGAAGAAAACGCACCUUUAGGAACCUUGGUGACUAAAAUAAAAGCUGUGGAUUUGGACCAAGGAACGAACGCUGAGUUAAAAUAUUCUUUCGUUAAUGUUGUCCCACGGAGGGUGCGCGAAUUGUUCAGUUUGGAUCCUGAAACUGGAGAGAUCAAAGUUCAGGAACAGCUGGACUUUGAAGAUGAGAAAAGUUAUGAAAUUGAUGUCCAGGCAGUGGAUAAUGGUUCACCAGCGAUUACAGGACAUUCCAAAGUGCUGAUCGAUUUGAUUGAUGUCAAUGAUAAUGCCCCGGAGAUAACAGUGACCUCCUUGUCUGACAAACUCCCGGAGGGUGCUGCGCCCGGGACAGUGGUAGCUCUGAUGGACGUUACUGAUCGCGAUUCCGGAGCAAACGGACAAGUUCACUGUCAUAUUCCAUUGGGCCUUCCCUUUAAAAUUCAAUCCUCUCUGAACAACCAUUACAAAUUGACUACCACUCGUAUGUUGGAUCGGGAAACCACCCCAAUAUAUAACAUACCUGUCAUAGCCUGUGACUCAGGGUCUCCUCCACUGUCAACAAAUAAAACCAUCCGGAUAUCGGUGUCUGAUAUAAAUGACAACACGCCGCGAUUUUCUCAAUCCUCAUACGCCGUCUAUGUGAUGGAGAACAACGCUCCGGGCGCUUCUAUUUUCACACUGACUGCGUUCGAUCCUGAUCUGGACCAGAACUCCUACAUUUCUUAUUCCUUAGGAGGGAAUCUUCAGCAUUCCUUGGUGCCCAUUUACUUCAGCAUUAACUCGAUAAAUGGCACAAUUUACGCACUGCCCUCUUUUGACUACGAGAAGGUCAAAACCUUCCAGAUCCGUGUUCAAGCCCGUGACGCUGGAGUGCCCCCGCUGAGCAGCAGCGCUACAGUGAACGUGAUCAUCCUAGAUCAAAAUGACAACGCUCCGGUAAUUGUGUCACCUUCAGCACAGAGUGGAUCAGCAGCAGUGGAGAUCUUGCCGCAGUCAGCGGCCCAAGGGUACUUGGUCACCAAGAUCAUGGCAACUGAUGCAGAUUCUGGUCAGAACGCACGGCUCUCCUACCAGAUGGUUCAAGCGACCGAUCCCACUUUAUUCAUCGUGGGGCGCAAUUCAGGAGAAAUCAGAACAACGAGAAACAUUUUGGAGCUGGAUGAGACCUCACAAAGUCUGGUCGUUUUAGUGCGGGAUAAUGGACAGCCGAGCCUGUCCAGUACAACAACAAUCCUCUUGUCGAUUUUGGGCAAUGUAAGUGAGAAAAUCUCUGAACCUAGGGAUUCGUACAGUAAUCCUGGAUAUUUUUCUGAUAUAAAUCUUUAUUUAAUUGUCACCUUUGGAUCAACUUCAAUUUUAUUCCUUCUGACCAUCGUCAUCUUGGUUACAUUAAAGUGUAAACAAGACGUGGGCGUUAUUCAAGCUGGCGGGUGCACAGUUUGUUGUUUCAGGCCGAGGAAUUCGAAGGAAGCCUUUACUCGGGGCUCUGCGCCAGGAGAUCCUUUAAGUUGUUCUGCAAGUGGUCAGACUGCAUCUUUCCCCGAGAGUUAUCAUUACUCAGUUUGCUUGUCGCCGGAAUCAUCGAAGAGCGAAUUUCUUUUCCUGAAACCCUACAACCCGUCGUUGACUGAAGGAACUCUCUGCGUCGCUGUCCACCAAUCAGAAUCUCAAUCGCAGCGAGAGAUCCAUUGCUCCACCCCCACCAUUGAACGAAAGCGGAAUCACACGGAAGAGACUCAGCAUCUUAACUUAGAUAAAAUAAACCGGUCCCGCAACAAUGGCGAAUGCACAGCGCACGAUCGCCUUGCACUCCUGCGGUUGUUUUUCAGCAUUGUUGUGAGUGCAUUGGAUGUGGCUCUCGGACAGAUUCGCUAUUCGAUUCCCGAAGAACUGGAGCGGGGAGCGAUAAUCGGUAACAUCGCUGAAGAUUUAGGAUUGAACGUUGGAACAUUGCUCACUCGCAGAGGGCGGCUUGUCUCCGGCCGCAUCAAGCCAUUCGCGGAGUUAAAUUUGGAAAGUGGGAUUUUGUUUGUCAAUGAGAGAAUAGACAGAGAAAAGAUUUGCGGAUCAAUGUCCAGCUGUAUUCUUCCGUUCCAAAUUGUGAUUGAGAAUUCGCCAGAAAUGUACCGCGGCGAAGUGGAGAUUGUUGAUGUAAAUGACAAUUCGCCCACUUUCCCGGAGGGCACCGUUCUCUUGCAGAUGGCUGAAGCCGUUGCACCAGGCUCUCGGUUUCCGCUAGAGAGCGCACUCGAUCCGGACGUGGGGACAAAUGCAGUCAACACUUACAUGAUCAGCCCCAAUGAACAUUUCAGCCUGAAAGUGGAGAGCGCGGAAGAGGGCAUUAACAUUGCGGAGAAACCCCUGGACCGCGAGAAGCAGUCAUCGUUUCAUCUGGUGCUGACCGCCGUAGACGGAGGAAAUCCUCAGAGAUCUGGGACAGCUCGCGUUGUUAUUCAUGUGCUGGACAUCAACGAUAAUGCACCAGUUUUCGAUCGGAAGGUUUACAAGGCCAGUCUGGCAGAAAACUCACCCAUGGGAUCCCCAGUGGUUACCGUGCACGCUUCGGAUGCAGAUGAAGGUCUAAACGCAGAGCUAUCCUAUUCUUUCGGCAACCGUGUCUCGCAGAAAGUGCAGGAAUUGUUCAAUUUGGAUCCGCGGACGGGAGAAAUUAGACUUCAAGGAAUGCUCGACUUCGAAGAGGCAAACAGCUAUGCACUGGAUGUUCAAGCUGUGGACAAAGGUUCACCAGCCAUUACAGGUCAUUCUAAAGUCCUGAUCAAGGUAACUGAUGUCAAUGAUAACAACCCAGAAAUCGAGGUGAACUUAGUGACUGCUGAGGUCGCUGAAAAUGCCGGGCGCGGGACAGUAAUCGCGCUGAUCAAUGUACUUGAUCGGGAUUCUGGGGAUCAGGGAGAAGUACGCUACCAAAUUCCAUCGGAUAUUCCCUUUAAGCUUCAGGCAUCUUCGAGCACUCAUUACAAACUGAUUACCAGUGACUUGUUGGACCGUGAAACUGCCGCACUCUUUAAUAUUACACUUUUAGCCUGGGAUUCGGCGUCUCCUCCGCGAUCAACUAAUAAAACUGUCCAGAUACGGGUUUCUGAUGUAAAUGAUAACGUCCCCAGGUUUGCCCAACCCUCCUACGUUGUUUAUGUGAUGGAGAACAACGCUCCGGGUGCUUCUAUUUUCGCAGUAACUGCUUUCGAUCCUGAUUUAGACCAGAACUCUUAUGUUUCUUACUCCUUUACAGAGAGCCUUAUCCAAGAAUUACCAGUCUCCAGCUAUCUCAACGUUGAUUCGUUGAAUGGCACCGUUUACGCGCUGCGCUCUUUUGACGAUGAGAAUAUGCAGAAAUUCCAGGUCCACGUUCAAGCCCGUGACGCUGGAGUGCCCCCGCUGAGCAGCAGCGCUGCAGUGAAUGUGAUCAUCCUGGAUCAAAAUGACAACGCUCCGGUAAUUGUUUCGCCUUCAGCACAGAGUGGAUCAGCAGUAGUAGUGAUCGUGCCCCAGUCAGCGGGUCAAGGGUACUUGGUCACCAAGAUUAUGGCAACUGAUGCAGAUACUGGCCAGAACGCACGGCUCUCCUAUCAGGUGCAGAGAUCCACUGAUCCCAGUUUAUAUCAUGUUGGACAAAACUCUGGUGAAAUUAGAACAGCUCGUAAUAUUUUGGAGUCUGAUACCACCACACAAACUCUAGUAAUCUUGGUGAAGGACAAUGGGCAGCCAAGCCUGUCCAGCACAAUUACCAUCCUCCUGACAGUUCUGGAGAAUUUCACUGAAAGAACCACUGAAAGCAAUCAUUUUGUGGCAAAACCCGGAAAUUUCUCUGAUCUAAACCUUUAUUUAAUUGUCAUUUUCGGUUGCACUUCCGUUCUGUUCCUUGUGACCAUCAUUCUGCUGAUAGGCAUCAAGUGCAACCAGGACAGAAAUGUCACCCAGGAAUACAAUCCUCCCAGUUGUUGCUACAGCCUUCAAAAUUCUAACGACAACUUUCACCUAAGACCUCAAGUGAAGGAAUCCUUGAAUUAUAUCAGAACAAGCGCGAUGAUCUAUGUGCCAGAAAACCACCAUUAUUCUGUUUGCUUGUCUCCGGAAUCAGCGAAAAGCGAUUUCCUGUUUCUGAAACCAUGUGCCCCGCAGAUGACUCAGGCUAAAUGUUAAUCUAUGUCUUUACAUAAACUCUUCAAUUGCUUUGCAAAAUCCAGAAAAUUAAAACUAUGAGAAUGAACGAGUAAAUAGUACUCGAAACAACGUCCAUUGGUUUUUGAGGAAGGAAGGUCGUGUUGCAAUAUAAAUAUUGAUGGUAAAAGGUUAUUGUGAAAGAUAAAAGCUUCUUGUUAUAUAUAAUCCAGACAUCUGAAACUGGCAUAUUUUAACUGUUAAAGAAAGCUGGCGAUCAGUUUUCGACGUGCCCUCCCAAUUAUUUUGUUGUUAUGUCAGCCGAACAAGGCCUGGUGGUCACAUGUAAGUCUUUAAUUCUUAA